This is a messenger RNA of Malus domestica (apple), 1820 nucleotides long. Its product is annotated as serpin-ZX-like. Gene Ontology annotation, biological process: cytoplasmic translational elongation. Gene Ontology annotation, molecular function: serine-type endopeptidase inhibitor activity; structural constituent of ribosome. The record is from RefSeq and is a predicted model, not a curated record. Lineage: Eukaryota; Viridiplantae; Streptophyta; Magnoliopsida; Rosales; Rosaceae. Gene Ontology annotation, cellular component: cytosolic large ribosomal subunit.
CAUUUGUAGUAUUCCACUUCGAAUUCGAUCGGCUGCAUAUUUCUCCAGACUCCGCAAAUCAAGAGCCUCUCAAGCAGAGAUGAAGGUGGAAGCUGCAUACUUGUUGGCCGUUUUGGGGGGCAAGACCUCCCCUUCUGCCGAAGAUCUCAAGGACAUCCUUGGCUCUGUCGGCGCUGAGGCUGAUGAUGACAGGAUUCAACUUCUUCUUUCCGAAGUCGAGAGUAAAGACAUCACAGAGCUUAUUGCGUCUGGACGGGAAAAGUUGGCCUCCUCCGUACCAUCUGGUUGUGGUGAUGCUAUUGCAGUUGAUAAAACUGGUGACGGCUUCGGUGGUAUCGCUGCUCCUGCUACAGCUGGGGCAGACGACGAAGCCAACGAGUCAUUUCCCUUCUCGGAUUGUGAUCCCGACAGUUUCACCAUGGAUCCCAAAGAAGCCAGCAACCUAACCGAUGUCAGUCUCAAAAUUACUACUCAUCUGCUCGUAACAGAAGGCAAGUCGAAGAACAUUGUUUACUCGCCGUUAUCCAUCCAGGUUAUGUUGUGGCUAAUAACGGCCGGGUCAAAGGGUCCUACCCAAGACCAGAUGCUCUCUUUCCUCAAGUCGAACUCCGUCGACCAACUGAACUCCCUGGCCUCCCAUCUUGUCCCUCUGGUCUUCGCAAACGGAUCUGCCAGAGGCGGUCCUUGCCUAUGUUUUGCCAAUGGCCUUUGGGUUAAGAAGUCUCUCCUCAUCAAACCUGCUUUCAAACAGGUUGUGGACAGUGCUUACAAGGCAACUAUAAAACAAGUUAGUUUCAAGAAUCCUGAAGAAGUGAGACGUGAAGUGAACUUAUGGGCUGAAAAGGCGACGAUCACUGAGGCUCUUCCUCCUGAGUCGAUUGACAAGAAGACCAUGCUUGUAAUUUCAAAUGCCUUAUACUUCAAAGGCCUUUGGAAGGACAAGUUCAAAGCAUCGAAAACAAAAGAGUACGACUUCCACCUUAUCAACGGUACUUCUGUUAAGGCACAGUUCAUGACGAGUGACGAGGACCAGUUUGUAAAAGCCUUUGACGGCUUCAAAGUCUUGAAGCUUCAUUACGCACGAGGCAAAGACAGGAGGCGGAAAUUUUCAAUGUACUUGUUGCUUCCAAAUACAAGAGAUGGGCUCCCAAGUUUGGUUGAGAGAGUUUGUACGGAGCCCAAUUUCUUAGAUCGAUAUUGCCCCGAAACACAAGUGGAAGUUGGUGACUUCAAAGUCCCAAGGUUUAAGUUUUCCUCUUCCUUUAAAGCAUCUGAUAUCCUCAAGGAUUUAGGAUUGGUGUUGCCUUUCAAUGGUGAAGGUGAUUUAACAGAGAUGGUGGAAUCAUCUCCAGAUGGGGCCACCAUGUUUCAUAAAUCCUUCAUUGAAGUUAAUGAAGAAGGGACAGAAGCAGCGGCUGUUUCUAGUUAUGUAGAUAUGUAUUUCUCUUAUGGUCCUCUAAGUCCUCGCAAAAAGAUAGACUUUGUGGCUGACCACCCGUUCAUGUUUUUUAUCAGAGAGGAAAAGACUGAAACGGUUAUGUUCAUUGGUCAAGUUCUCAAUCCGCUCGAAGAAUGAUUUAUCAUUAGGGCAACGCUCUUCUUGGUUUGCUUCUCUGCAUGCUAGAGUAGCAUGUUUUCUUUCAUAACUACUGCACUGUUGAUUAUUGCGUUUGGGGGUGAUUCAUAUUUCUUGUAACAAACAGAAGUUGAGGUUUCGCUUGGUUCUUUGCGUUCAUCUUUGUUCGCUUUUGAUAGCACAUGAAGACAGAUUUCCAAGACAAGUUGAUCGAAUCAUAUCUAGUUUUUUUAUUGUUUUUUAA